AUGUCCAUGCCAGGCUACGACGACGCCGUGUCCUUGCCAGACUACUGCCCCUCCUUGUCCGUGCCAGACGACCAGCCCACCAUGUCCAUGUCAAACUACGAAGUCCCCUUGUCCGUGUCAAACUACGGCCGCUCCGUGUCCAUGUCAUACUACGAAGUCACCUUGUCCUUGCCAAUCUCAAGGUAAUUCCUAGACGACAAAACGCUACACCUUGUCGCCCUCAAUGCCUUUUUCUACUUUUACAUCCUCGUAGAUAGAGUUAAUCGUCGUGCACAAUGAAUUUCAGGACUUAAAAAUUUAUACCAUCAUGUACUUCAGGCAACGUCAUCUGUGGAUUGUUUACUGGUUGAGUCAACGCCUUUUUGUAGACAACAAGCUCGUACCCUCAGUCUUCAUUUAUAAAUGUUCGAGUACACAUUUGACUUUGUUGAAGCAAUUCGCCUGUCUGCAGUGCGGCAACUGGACAUUACAUUCUGACCUGCAUCCCUUCUUCAGUUCUCCAGCGGACAGUUAUUAUUAGAACGUUGUAGAUCCUGUCGAAGUCGCAUGCCAGCCAUGCUGGUAGUCUUUUAUUAUUUCUAAAACUCUCUUCGUGGCAUCUGCGGACCACUUCCGCGCGUGGUCGGGAACCGAUAAUGAGUCGCAUAAGUCUUGCUAAUCCAUUAAAAUGCGCCUCCUUCAUGCGAAGCCUGUUGUCAUUUUCUUGUUUCAUUAGAUGGAAUCACUUUUAAAACCAAACAUUAUUAUCGGUUGUGACUCCAAAGUAGCCAUGAAGCUAUGCAACUCCGAGCUGCAAUCCAAAAUGCACUGCUAGCAUCCCGCCUGCAGUUCAGGAUACUCCGGCGAAGACCUACUUACGUGAUACCUCCUCAGUUAUUAUGAAUUCAUUAGGCUUUAAGUUAAGCGGGCAUAUUUGACCGGUAAUCCAGGGGAUCUUUUGACAUUUCGGAGAUUGUUCGGAUGUGCCGUGGCAGAGGACAUAUGCAAGUAUUCAUCCUUGGGAGCGUCGAGCUAUUUAGCUCCGCAAGAGCAGAUUCACAAAGUGAUAUCUAGGCCCCGACAAGGACACCUUUCACUCACCGCCUAGAUCUUUCCCAUUGAAAUGCACUAGUGUAGUGGACUCCGAUUUUCCUAAUAUGAUGUCAGCAAACAACAUUUUCGAAUAUUGGUAAUCGUCAUCAAUUAUGUAUGUCUUCUUGUAUGUACAGGAAGGUGUUGGGAGCCGUUUGUGGACUAUGGUGUUUAUAUUAUCUGUGGAUUGAGCGCAAACCUGUCAUGUCGUUGAACAACCGAAGCACGAGGGGUUUCGCGAGCCAUCAUCGAUGGGUAUGCCUACCCAAACUCUCCUCAGCUAGAUCCGCUUAGCGGGAGGAGAAGGAGGAGGGGGCGGGGGAGAAUGAAAAUAAAAUUAGAAAUAUCGAUAGCGACUGCAUUAACGUGGUCAACACCAAAUGACAAUUUUAUGUUUGUUCUUCAGCUAAUCCCUGUCCACAUGCCGAUAAGGCUUAUUCAUAUAUCAAUUCGAGAGCCCAACAAUUUUUUAUGCUACAUAUGAAUGGCUUAAACCCGUAUGCACUCAUCAUUUCGACACCAUUCACCAAUAACCAGCACGACCUAUAACACUUUAUAAACAUGCUCAUACAUUUAGAUUUAGUACUUUAUAUCUAUUGGAUAGUAAACUGGCGCUACGUUUCAUAAAUUAUUGUUUUACAGACAACGGCGCAAUGAACAACGAAUAAGGUAAAAAAAUGCAAAUUGUUUAAAGCGUUGACCCACCCACGUAAAUAAAAAAACUAUUAUCAAAAGCUUAAUAUGUAUUUCAGAAUGCUUCAGUGCUUUACGAUACCAAUAAACCACUGAAAUUAUAUAUUUGUUGAUCGGCACGGUAAUCCAGUUCGACUUAGAAAGGGAUUGAGUAAGAGUCUAGGUGUAAGAGAGCAAAAAUAGUUAAUGAGCUAACGUGUCAACGUGGCCAUUGCAAAGGUAGAGGAUAGGAAAGCGAAGACCGUAGAGAGAAUGGAUAUUUUGAGGUAUAAAAUAAUUAAUCCCAAGCCUGUAGAGAUGGCGCACGUUUUUAGAUUUUUAAGUUUAUCUCAGUCACAAAUGUCAUUGGGCAAUGCCCUACAGACGAGCACUUAUUCGUGGCAUCAAUUUAAUCUGCGAAGCACUGUUUUAUGGUAUGCGGCAAUCUAAAUGCGGAAUUCAGCACUGUAUAGGUAUUACUGUAAAAGCAAAGCACGAUUAAACGUUCGCAAGCUACUCUACCUACUUCUUUACACAUUGAGUUGCUUUACAAUGUUACCUGUUAAUAUUUAUCCGUGCUACCAAAGUUUACUAAUACUUUUAUUUAUUUUUGCAGGUAG
Molecule: messenger RNA, 2363 nt
Organism: Spirometra erinaceieuropaei
Lineage: Eukaryota; Metazoa; Platyhelminthes; Cestoda; Diphyllobothriidea; Diphyllobothriidae
Source: the annotation of a GenBank genome assembly